This is a messenger RNA of Myotis brandtii (Brandt's bat), 3328 nucleotides long. RefSeq names its product polymerase (DNA directed), gamma (gene POLG). The annotation marks the transcript as partial. Gene Ontology annotation, molecular function: 3'-5' exonuclease activity; DNA binding; DNA-directed DNA polymerase activity. The record is from RefSeq and is a predicted model, not a curated record. Lineage: Eukaryota; Metazoa; Chordata; Mammalia; Chiroptera; Vespertilionidae. Gene Ontology annotation, cellular component: mitochondrion; gamma DNA polymerase complex. Gene Ontology annotation, biological process: mitochondrial DNA replication. The transcript is spliced from 19 exons.
GUGGCCAUCCCCGAGGAGCGGGCCCUGGUGUUCGACGUGGAGGUCUGCUUGGCAGAGGGAACCUGCCCCACGCUGGCGGUGGCCAUAUCCCCCUCGGCCUGGUAUUCCUGGUGCAGCCUGCGGCUGGUGGAAGAGCGUUACUCUUGGACCAGCCAGCUGUCGCCGGCUGACCUCAUCCCCCUGGAGGCCCCCGCCAGUGCCGGGCAGGAGCAGCUAGUGGUGGGGCACAACGUCUCCUUUGACCGCGCCCACAUCAGGGAGCAGUACCGGAUCCAGGGCUCCCGCAUGCGCUUCCUGGACACCAUGAGCAUGCACAUGGCCAUCUCGGGGCUGAGCAGCUUCCAGCGCAGCUUGUGGAUGGCGGCCAAGCAGGGCAAGCACAAGGCCCGGCAGUUCACACAGCGAGCCCAGAAGUCCCAGGGCAAAGGCAACGGCCCAGCGAUCUCCUCCUGGGACUGGCUGGACAUCAGCAGCGUCAACAACCUGGCGGACGUGCACGGCCUGUACGUGGGGGGGCCGCCCUUGGAGAAGGAGUCCCGCGAGCUCUUUGUCAAGGGCAGCAUGAAGGACGUCCGCGAGAACUUCCAGGUAUGGGGGUGCAGAGGGCUCCGGGGAGCGGGGCCCCGGUGUUUGCGCCCAAGGUGUCCCCACCCGGUGACGCUGGCCGGCAUGCUGGAGAUGGGGGUGUCCUACCUGCCCGUCAACCAGAACUGGGAGCGCUACCUGGCGGAGGCGCAGAGCACCUACGAGGAGCUGCAGCGGGAGAUGAAGAAGUCGCUGAUGGACCUGGCCAACGACGCCUGCCAGCUGCUGUCGGGAGAGAGGGACAGUGAGGAGGAGGAGCUUCAGCGCGCUGUCACAGCCCGCGCCUGCUUGGAGCAGCUGAAGGGGACCACGGAGCUCCUGCCCAAGCGGCCCCAGCACCUUCCUGGACACCCUGGGUGGUACCGGAAGCUCUGUCCCCGGCUAGAUGACCCUGCGUGGACCCCGGGCCCCAGCCUCCUCAGCCUGCAGAUGCGCGUCACACCCAAGCUCAUGGCCCUGACCUGGGACGGCUUCCCCCUGCACUUCUCAGAGCGGCACGGCUGGGGGUACCUGGUACCCGGGCGGCGGGACAACCUGGCUAAGGUGCCAUCGUCGGGGGUGGCCUGCCCCUACAGAGCCAUCGAGUCCCUGUACGGGAAGCACUGCGCCGAGCAGGGGAAGGGGAAGGGGGGAGUGGGGCAUGGUGUGCCCAGCUCUCACCCAGGCCGGCCUGGGCUGUCUGCGUGCCGCAGGGAGGGGCUGGUGGAUUCCGGCCGACCAGCCUCCUGCUUCACUCCCUUGGUACCUGGGCCCAUCCAGGUGGAAGAGCUGGGCUGCUUGGAGGUGCAGGAUGAGGCCAAGGCGGACAACUCGGAGGCGGCAGUUCCGGGUCAGCCCCCAGCUCUGACUGGGGCUGGCGGCCCCAAAGCCAGCCAGCCAGCCUAUCACCACGGCAACGGACCCUACCACGACGUGGACAUCCCCGGCUGCUGGUUCUUCAAGCUGCCGCACAAGGUGUGUGUCCUGGUUCGCGCCCGUCCGUGUCCUCGUGGUGGUGGCUCAGCCCACGAGACCGCCCCCUCGCAGGAACGGCGGACCCUGCAGGCAGGCCCGGGAGGCGCCAGCGGGCCCCGGGCCUUGGAAAUCAACAAGAUGAUUUCUUUCUGGAGGAAUGCCCACAAACGGAUCAGCUCCCAGAUGGUGGUGUGGCUGCCCAGGUCGGCUCUGCCCCGUGCUGUGACCAGGCACCCAGAUUACGAUGAGGAAAACCGCUACGGGGCCAUCCUGCCCCAGGUGGUGACGGCCGGCACCAUCACCCGCCGGGCCGUGGAGCCCACGUGGCUCACCGCCAGCAACGCCCGGGUACGUGGCCCUGCACCCGGGUCCCUGCCCGUCCUCUCCAACGUGGCUAGAAACGGGGGUUGCAAGGGCCUUCAUCCCUCCGCCCUGUUCCCAGGCUGCACGGCCUUCGGCUGGAUGACCCUGCAGGGCCGCAAGAGCAGGGGCACCGACCUGCACAGCAAGACGGCCGCCACCGUGGGCAUCAGCCGCGAGCACGCCAAGGUCUUCAACUACGGCCGCAUCUACGGGGCUGGGCAGCCCUUUGCCGAGCGCCUGCUCAUGCAGUUCAACCACCGCCUCACCUCCCAGGAGGCAGCCGAGAAGGCCCAGCAGAUGUAUGCCGUCACCAAGGGCCUGCGCAGGUAUCGGCUGUCCGAUGAGGGCGAGUGGCUGGUGAGGCAGCUGCACAUCCCCGUGGAGAGGACCGAGGACGGCUGCGUUUCCCUGCAGGAUCUGCGCAAGGUCCAGAGGGAAGCUUCGAGGAAGUCCCGCGGGAAGAAGUGGAAUGUGGUUGCGGAACGUAUGUGGACGGGGGGCACGGAGUCAGAGAUGUUCAACAAGCUGGAGAGCAUCGCCACGGCCGACGAGCCACGCACCCCGGUGCUGGGCUGCCGCAUCAGCCGGGCCCUGGAGCCCUCGGUGGCUCAGGGGGAGUUCAUGACCAGCCGGGUGAACUGGGUGGUGCAGAGCUCCGCCGUGGACUACCUGCACCUCAUGCUCGUGGCCAUGAAGUGGCUGUUCGAGGAGUUCGCCAUCGACGGGCGCUUCUGCAUCAGCAUCCACGACGAGGUCCGCUACCUGGUGCGCGAGGAGGACCGCUACCGUGCGGCCCUGGCCCUGCAGAUCACCAACCUGCUGACCAGGUGCAUGUUCGCCUACAAGCUGGGCCUCAAUGACCUGCCCCAGUCAGUUGCCUUUUUCAGUGCCGUCGACAUUGACCGGUGUCUCAGGAAGGAAGUGACCAUGGACUGUAAAACCCCCUCCAACCCGACGGGGAUGGAAAGGAGAUACGGGGUUCCCCAGGGCGAAGCGCUGGAUAUCUACCAGGUCCUGGAACUCACCAAAGGCUCCCUGGAGAGGCGCGGCCGGCCGGGCCCGUAGCCGCCGAGGCGGGCAUUGCUCCCGUGGAGCUCACCGGGUGCGCGGCGCCCACACUCAGGCUUUCGGCUGCGCGUUGCCAGGGAGGCCCGCCUGUCACAGAAGGUGCAGCUGAGUUCAACGGGUUCAGAAACAAGAGGCCGACGUCGGUGCAGGCUGUCGGACCAGGGGCCGUGCUGCUGGUCGGGUAAACAGGAAGCAGAAGCCCCAAAGUGCACAUUAACUCAGGCAUUUCGUUUCUUUUCUCCUUUUCUUCUUGGCGGGUUCUUUGUUCUGUUCUCCGUGCUCUGACGUGGUGUCCUAGAAGGAGAAGGGGACCACCCUGCUCAGAGGCCCGGAAAUAAACAGAUCCUUUAUCUUCUCA